Molecule: messenger RNA, 2477 nt
Organism: Mauremys mutica (yellowpond turtle)
Lineage: Eukaryota; Metazoa; Chordata; Testudines; Geoemydidae
Gene: IL5RA
Product: interleukin 5 receptor subunit alpha
Exons: 12
Coding region: 884-2167 (427 amino acids)
Biological process (GO): immunoglobulin mediated immune response; cytokine-mediated signaling pathway
Cellular component (GO): external side of plasma membrane; membrane
Molecular function (GO): protein binding; cytokine receptor activity
Source: RefSeq, a predicted model, not a curated record
CUGCCGGCCCCUGGGGAAGGUGCGGGCUGGGGAACCCCAGUGCCCCCAGUGUCCUAGUGCUCUUAGACCAUCUCAUCCCCCAGCCCCUCAACAGCCAGCACUGAGCCUUCAACCUGCACCAGCUCUACGCUGUCGUCCUCCCCCGAUCACCUCAGCCUCCCCUGGGCCAGGCUGAGGGAGGUAACGAUGAGCCUCCCGCUCCUGUGAGCAUCCAUCCCUACGCAAGUCUGAGGGACCCUGGUCACUUGCCCUAUUAACCCCUGUAGGGCACCUUGACUGAUCCUGUCACUAACCCACAGACAGUGCUUCUGUUUUUUGGCAUUUAUUAAUUUUAUUGGGGGUGGGGGUAUUUUCAGCAGUGUUUGAGUUUUAUGUAGCUGUCCAAAAAAACAGGUGGGGUUGCGGCUUUCUCUUUGAAUAUACACCGAUUUCAUUUUUUUUUAAAUUGGGGUAUUUAUCAGUUGCACUAGAAAAUCAGAAGCCAGCCUGCAGCGUAGCAUGAGAACUUCCAUACAUACUUGGGUAAAGUGGGCAGAAGAAACAUGGUGCACGGUAAUAGAUAUGUGUUGUCAGACGUCACCGGUGUGGUGCUCUGCUCUAUCUAAUGUUGAUAACAGCUGCGUGCGUGCGUGUGUGCUGCCCCAGCUCUGCGCAGAUCACUGGCACAGCAGAUCUCCAGCGAACUGCCCAAUGACCACAGACUCGGAUAAGAUUACCUUGUCUUCCACGCACUGGGAAAUGAGAGUCUGGAACCUGCUCCCAGUCAGUCAACUCUUGACAGUGGACUAGACUGCAGCUGUGCUAAUAAGUAAGAAAAACCUUAACUUCUAGCAGCUGUUCUCUGCAACUUUGGCUUUUCUGCUGUCUUUUAAGAUGGAAGGCUAUGGCCAUCGUGAUGAGCAUUUUUCCAGUUCUCCUUUGGAGAAUGAUGGCGUUUCAGGCAAACUUAUUGCAAGCUAAAGGAAUUCAGGUUCUCCCACCUGUUAACUUCACUCUCACAGUCACUGCACUAGCAGAAGUACUUUUGCAAUGGAAACCAAACCCUGAUCAAGAAAAGAACUACACUGUUGAAUACAAUGUGGAAAUUCUGACUCCUGAGCCGGAACCGUAUGAGACAAAGAAAACUUGCAGUACCCGUACGGCUGUGCUUCAUAAUGGUUUUUCUGCACGUAUUCGGACAUUGCUUCUCUAUAACAACUCACAAAUAGAAAGUAACUGGGUUACAGCUAAACUUCAAGCUCCACCAGGUGCUGUUGAGACAUCAGUUACUAACUUAUCCUGUGUGAUUUACACGGACAUUAAUAAUACUGCAUCUCUUCAUUGCACCUGGCUUGCUGGCAAAGAGGCACCAGAAGAUACAAAAUAUUUUCUAUUUUACAGGUAUAAUAGCUACACUGAAGAAUGCCAAGAAUAUAGUAAAGACAAAUGGGAGAGAAAUAUUGGUUGCCGAUUUUCAAACACUUACAUAAAGACUAGUGAAGCUGAUGAAGUCAUCAUACACAUUAAUGGGUCAAGCAAGUACACUGCAAUCAAACCUUUUGAACAAUUAUUUAAUCCAAAUGCCAUUGAGAAAGUGAAUCCGCCCAGAAAUGUCACCGUGUCUUUAAAACAAAACAACCUCCUGAUCACGUGGGAAAUGCCAGUUUCUUCUUUCAUAGAGGACUGUUUUGAAUAUCAACUUUACAUCUACAACUGGAAGAUGGAUUACAAACAGAUACUGGAAAUAGAGUUAAAUAGUUUCAGUUUAAGUAUUGAUGACACCUGCAGAUACUCCGUACAGAUAAGAGCUAAUCAUCAAUCAUGGUGUACUGAAGGAUUUUGGAGUAAUUGGACUGAACCUCUUUAUAUUGGAAAAAACCAGCCAAGGACUCCAGUAGACUCCAAGGCCUACACGGUUCUCAUUGCACUUAUAGUAUUUGUAUGUUCCACGGCAUUGCUUACUGCUAUAAUAUGCAGAAAGUAUCACUUAUGGAGCAGACUAUUUCCACCAAUUCCAACACCCCAAAACAGUUUAAAAAAUCUGUUUUUAAAUAAGAGCUAUCAGAGAGCACGUACCUUUACCAGUGAAACGGAAACAGAAAUUGGAAGUUGCUUGGAAGAUCUUGGAAGCUAUGUUGAAGACCUUUCUUCGGAUGUCCUUGAAGAUUCUUGUAAUAUGAACGAUUAAUCCAUUCAUGAGCUUGAAAUUAACAGCAGUGUUACUGCAAGUGACAACAGCUUAGAUUGGAUAAACCUUCAGAUCAUACCAUCAUCAGUGCUUCAAACAUAGAAAAAUGCGUUGCUUCCAAAAGGUGAAAUUGCUUAAUAAAAAGUGACAUUUGUACGUGUUAGCUUGUAAAGAAAAAAGUGAGUACGUUCUGUGACGCUCUGUACCUCGAGGGGACACUCUACACCCCCAUGUUCAUCUUUAUAAAAUGAUUGUGUGGUAGCCAAUGCAAAGUUUGUCAUGUUGGGUGUCUUUGGAAGGCUCAUAAUGC